Molecule: messenger RNA, 2472 nt
Organism: Boleophthalmus pectinirostris (great blue-spotted mudskipper)
Lineage: Eukaryota; Metazoa; Chordata; Actinopteri; Gobiiformes; Gobiidae
Gene: calcoco2
Product: calcium binding and coiled-coil domain 2
Exons: 15
Coding region: 159-1925 (588 amino acids)
Source: RefSeq, a predicted model, not a curated record
UGGACCUAUACCACGCAGGCGUUUGAGCCAGAAUAAUUAUACUUAAGAGAGAAGUCUUGUAAGUACGAGGUCUACUUGAACGCACCAUUCAGUUCUGCCAAAGCGUGGGGAACAAAUUUUGCGCCUGUGGGGAUCCGACAAGAGACUGCGCACAUGCCAUGGACAGCUCAAUAGAGCCUGCCUCUGUGGACCCCACAGCAGCCACCUUUUCACAGGUGGUCUUCACUGAUGUCCCACGCUCUUACCCUACUUCCACUGACGUCACCUGUAACUACACAGUCACCCCCAUGUUUCAGCCCCAUAGUCGGGACUGGGUUGGGAUUUUCAAGGUUGGGUGGAGUUCUGCAAAAGAGUAUCAUACUUUUGUGUGGGUGGAGCCAUGUCAAGACACAGCAGGGCAGAAGGCUCUGACGAAACAAGCUGUUUUCAAGGAUUACUAUCUGCCCAAAGAUGAUGAGUUCUACCAGUUCUGCUACAUCGACAGUACAGGACAAGUGCGAGGAGCCAGCACACCUUUCUGUUUCCUAAACCCUGGAGAUCAAAAUCUGGACAACAGCCCUGAGGAUGACCUCCUAGUGAUUACAACACAGGAACAAGUUGAACAAAGUGUCCGUGAAAAGGCUGAACUGAUGAAAGAGCUGGAGCAGAUAAGAGCGGAAAAUGAAACUUUGAAAAGUGAUUUACUAAAAGAGAGACAAGAGGUUGAGAACUGCAAGGGGCUGAACAUACGGAAAGAGCAAGACUGGAACACCCUAAUGGCGGAAAUGGAUCUUAUCAGGGAAGAAAGAGAUCAACUCAAAAGAGAUGUACAAAAGCAAACAAUGGAAAUGGAAAGCUUAAAGGGUGAGAUGACAAAAGCCCAACCACAAAGAAAAUAUAGCUUGGAUUCUGCUGACCCUGUAAAACAAAAUGACAGAUAUGAAAAAGCACUGAAAAAAAUUAAAAUGCUGAAGGAGGAAGUAGGCAAACUGAAGGACAUUAAUGAAGCUCAAAAACCAGUGAUAUCUGAGCUCAAAACAAAAGAAAAGGAGUUUUUAAGAGCGCAAGACGACCUCCAGCUCUUAAAGGUUGACCUACAGCGCACAGAAACUGAGAAGCAGAGAAUAAACACUGAGCUACAAAACUUGCAAAGCAGAAUUCAGCAAUUAGAAGAGGAAAACCUGGAAAUGCAAAGGAAAUCAUAUAAGCAGGAGUCAGUUCAAAAUGGUCCUGUAGACGAUUUGAAGGUAAAGUGUCAGGAGCUUACAGGUGAGCUGCAACAGGCUCAGAGAGUAUUGGCAGCAGAGAAGGAAGAGUCCAAAAAUCUUAGAAGACGAACAGAAGCUGUAGAGGUGGAAAUUUCAAAAAUAAAAGAAAAUCUGCACAAUAUGACGGCGUACAGUGCAGAUCUGGAAAAGAAGAAUGACAAAUUUCAGAUUCAACUAAGGGAGGCCCAUGAAAUCAUUGCUGAAAAAGAUGCCUUGAGAGAAGACCAAGAACAUGUGAUUAAACUUGACAGACGUGAGAAGGAAGAGCUUGCUAAAGAAAACCAGGCCCUGAAAAGAGAUAUUGAGGAACUGCGCAGAGCUUUUGUAGAACAUCCUCGAAAUGUGGUGGAAAGUAUGUAUGACGAGAUCAGACCAGAAGCAGAAGAAAACACGCCACAACUGAACCUGGACUAUGAACAACCCAAUUCAACAGAGCGGUCAAUCCCAUCUGAGGGCCAUUAUGAAAAUAUAGAUCAGCUUCAGUCAGCAGACACAGAAAACAUACAGGAAGAGGAGUGCAUGGUGUGCUGCUACUGCCAGGAGCUUUUCCCAGGAAUCACCCAGAAUGAACUAGAGCAGCAUGAACAGAGCCACCGCGUUUGCCCCUUCUGCACCUUCAUUUGUGACGACAUGGAGCAGAGAGAGUUCGAAGACCACGUAUACGGCCAUGAGUUGUAACAGCAGCAAAGCUUUUACUGCCAUAUUUGUAAAUAUUUUAACCUAAAUUAUAAUAAGGUUGUCUUUUCAUUCCAUAGAAGUAAACUGUAUGUAUUUUUCCCAAUAAGGACAAUCUAUGAACCACACUGUGGAGUUAGGGUAUUAUGAGAUAUAACUUUCUCAUGUAAAGUCAAGCAUGUAGCACCUACAUAAAAGGUGGAAGUUCAAAGCUAUGCAUUAAUUUCGAUUUUAAACCAAACCACCUGUUUGUACCUGUACCGCGGAGUUAUUUUUAUCAAUCACACAAAUUAAAAGUUGUUUUCUGUCAGCAAAUUAACCUGCUAUCAAAAUGAGUUAAAGUUUACAUGUUGUAAUUAUUAUAUUGUUUAUGGUGAAGAUGCAGGAAACAUCUGUAUGGCCUUUUUAUUAGAAAGAAUUUUGAUGAAGCAAUAAUGAUUGUGUAGCAGCAUGAGACAAAAUGUAUUCAAACAGCCAUGUAUUAUAAUAAUGUAUCUGUAUAAUAACACAGCUGUAAAAUUAUAAAGUUAAAAUAAAACAUCUGAAUGAA